Messenger RNA from Zingiber officinale, 1245 nucleotides. Its product is annotated as probable WRKY transcription factor 41. Gene Ontology annotation, cellular component: nucleus. NCBI's taxonomy places the organism in Eukaryota, Viridiplantae, Streptophyta, Magnoliopsida, Zingiberales, Zingiberaceae. The record is from RefSeq and is a predicted model, not a curated record. Gene Ontology annotation, molecular function: transcription cis-regulatory region binding; DNA-binding transcription factor activity. The transcript is spliced from 4 exons. Gene Ontology annotation, biological process: regulation of DNA-templated transcription. The coding region runs from base 109 to 1092 and encodes 327 amino acids.
GACGCUUGGUCUGUGACGGACUCCGGGUGCUCUCUUGACCUGGCACUCGAUCGUCACCAAGGCACUCGUCUGCUGCCAAACCUAACGCGGGAGUUCUUGGGCUAAUCAAUGAUGGAGCACGGAGAUGUGAGAUUGCUACUGAAUCUGCUGUUGCAGGGUGAGCGACAAACGAGGCAGCUCAUGGAGGCUUCUGCUGCUUCCUCCCCCUCCGUCAAUGAGGAAAGCAGAGCUCGACUGCAGCAGAUAAGAUCAAGCUUGGAGAAUGCUAUUGCCAUGGCGAAGCUGAUCUCACGCCCUGAGGGGACGCACCGCCUGAUUUCGUUGCCCGUGGCGGCAUCCGAUUCCCCGCCGCCGUCCAACAGCGGCAGCCCGAGGAGUGAGAGCCCGGAGAGGGUGGUCAAGGAGCAUGAACGCAGGGAGAUGUGCAAGAAUAAGAAAGAUUUACCGAAAUGGAAGAGACAAGUUCGAGUUACUACCGACAGCGGUGGAUUGGCCGAGGGAUUGGAAGAUGGAUGUAGCUGGAGGAAGUAUGGGCAGAAGGAAAUCCUUGGAGCCGUGCAUCCAAGAGGCUACUAUAGAUGCACUCACCGGAACACUGCCGGCUGCCUUGCUACAAAGCAAGUGCAGAGAUCCGACGAUGACCCCUGCGUCUUCGACAUCACUUACCGGGGCCAGCACACUUGCCUGCAGAUGCUGCAAGAACCUCCAAUUCCUGCACCAGAUCAGCUCUAUGACACAGGACGCCCUCGCCAUGAGCAGCAGAAACAAACCAUGGCAUUUUCCUUCUCCUUCCCUUACGACUCCACCCCAAUCACUGGCCCUUCCACUCAAAAUCUCAUAUUAUCAUCAACAACAGCCUCAGAGAACAGUGGCUACAUGGGGAGCUUCCCUUUACCGUUCACUUCGCCUGCUACCUCCAAUUUCUUCCCGUCUCACGUUGUAGCUCCGAAUGCUUCGGAGUCAGAGCUCACCGGGACUGUGUCUGCUGCGGCUUCCACCGUCAAUUCGCUGAAUAUAAACCCGAGUUUCACGUUGAAUCGUGUGGAGUUUGAUCCGGUUUUUCCUUCUGAUCCUUCUAACUUUCUCGGAUGAAGUGUCGAUUAACUUGAAGUGUUCUAUCUAGUGCUGCUCGUCGGAGCUUUGUCGAUUUAAUUUUCUGUAAUUUACUAAAAGACGUAUCUAAAUUUAUCAAAGUCAGCAUACUACUUUAAUUUAUUAUUUAUCAAAAGAUGUAUUUUUUUAUAG